AUGACUGGUAAAUCAUCAAAACCUGUCGAUAUCCGCCUGGCCACUCUCUCAGAUGCCAGCCACAUCGCAGAACUCGGCGCACGUGUCUUCGCAGUCACAUUCGGCCACUCGGUCGAGCCUCACGAACUAGCAGCUUUCCUCGAAGAAUCAUACACAACAGAAGCAAUCACAAAUGAUAUCAAUAGCACAGAUAAAGACGUCAUUGUCGCUACCAACUCCGACGAUGAGCUUGUGGGUUUCGCGUAUCUUACCCGGGGAAGCACUGAGCCUUGUGUAGAGGACUUGGACAUGACUGUCGAGUUACAGAGGAUAUAUGUUGACCUCGACUUGCACGGUACUGGUGUUGGAAAAGUGUUAGAGAAAACCAUUGAAAAGAUGGCGAGGGAUCAAGGGUUCAAACAUCUCUGGCUCGGGGUGUGGGAAGAGAAUCCCAGGGCGAUCAAGGCGUACGAGAAAUGGGGCUAUAAACAGGUUGGAGACCAUGAUUUUACGAUUGGGUCUGUGGUGCAGAGGGACCAUAUCCUGGUCAAGUCGUUGUAG
This is a messenger RNA of Fusarium venenatum, 540 nucleotides long. RefSeq names its product acyl-CoA N-acyltransferase. Gene Ontology annotation, molecular function: acyltransferase activity, transferring groups other than amino-acyl groups. NCBI's taxonomy places the organism in Eukaryota, Fungi, Ascomycota, Sordariomycetes, Hypocreales, Nectriaceae. The record is from RefSeq and is a predicted model, not a curated record.